GCAAUGCUGAGAAUUUUGAAAAUUGCGGGCUAGCGAUUUAGCAGCUAGUUUACGUGUCGGUUGUUUUAAGUUUUGUUAAAUUGAUCCCCAAACCAUGACGUCGUAUAAUUUCUUACAACAGUCACGUGUCGGCUUCGAGUCUCCUGCUAAGGUGUUUGCGAAGCUAAAGUCGAAAGUUCAACGGGAGGCGAAUGGGGGAGUUUUUACAUGCAACGGUUCGCUGUAUAACAUCAUAGAGCAACACGGAGGAGCAGGAUUUCACUCGCCCGGGAAGAAAACCGAAUUCAAGGAGAACCGGGAGUUCGGUCCUUGCCACAACGACGCGGAGGCAUUGACUCUGUCGCCCAUUUCGAGUCCUCAAAAACCCAGCGGUCAUCCUCGUAAACCGCUGAAGGAAACCUCUCUGACAACUGACGUACGAAGGGGCAGAGCUUUCCUGGAGUCAACCGCUGUUUCUCAACUUCUCCCUGUGGUCAACGGAGAUCAGACCAGUAACUCGAAUGGUUUCAUCGCAUCCAGAGGGGAUCCAGUGAAGAUGCAGCCCGCUGAGAACUGUGCAAGAAGUGUGUUUGAGAAGAAAACUACCCCUUUCACUUCCGCCAGUGUGUUUUCCCCAAUAAGGAGCAGGCUGAGGAAGAGGAAACUGGAUCAGCAGGAGACAGAUACGUUCAUCAGAGCCCCAGAGGAAAGGAGAAAUCCUGCUUCCACUCAGGAUUAUACCCACAACAGCACUAACCUGCAGGAUUUGGGUCACGGUAGAGGAUUCCCUGCUGAGCAGUCAGGGAUAACCCAGGAUGAAGCCACGCGCCCACAACCAAUGUUCAGUUGCAAAAAAGACUGCAGUGUUCUUUUAGACCAUAUUGCCACUAUGUCCCCGGCCAAGAUGUUUGCUUCAAUGAAGGAGAGAGAGAACAAAAUGGAGAGACAAGAAGUUCACAGAAGCAGCAGGAGGGAACUCUUUGAUGCAGAGAGCUUGCAUGAGUCCACAGACACUCCUGUCCCUAUGRCUCACAGUUUAGAUGAAACAGAGGACACGACUUUAAAAACCACUGCUGACACAACAGGAGUGGUUAACAGAGCCACAGAGGACUCGUGCGACACGCCGUCAGACGCAGACGGCUCUGAGGACACUCUGAUCCCUGCUGCUGCACAACCCAUUCUGCUGGAAGACUCACUUGUGCUCAACUCGCCCCAAAUCUUAAUACCUGAGAAAGGCAAGGUCGCGUUCAAACGCAGCCACUGGCCCCGGCAGAAAAAGUUCCCAGUUGAGAGAGUGAUUCAUCUUAAAAAGUGGUUCUUGAGAAGAAAUCAGAACGGCCUGUUUGUGGAUGGAAUCCAUGGGGAGGACAACGUACCGUGGAACAGUAACAUCAUUGUGGAGAGAGUUUCCAGUAAGGCGGUGAAAACCGUCUCCGGCAGGGUUUACAUCUUAGUUGGGAAGAUGAAGAUAAAUCGCACCUCUGAUUUCCCAAAGAGUUUUUUGAAAAGGUUUAUUUCUGGUUUCCCUCCAAACUGGAACACUCUGUACGAGGAGUUUCUGUCAAAGUUAAAACAGGCUGACGCACCGAAUAGUAACAAAGUGAAAGCCGAGGCCUCCGUCAACCAGUCUGWAAAGAGAGUGACGCCAAAACCUUCAAACACACCUGCUUCCUGCUCUUUCACCGCCGCCUCCUCCUCUUCCGCACAAGUGACUCGAAGUGGCCGACUGAUCAAACCGCCUCUGGAGUUUUGGAAAGGCGGGAGAGUCCUCCUCGAUGCACAAAUGAACGUUACCAUCCAUGAAUGUUACAACAGCGGUACUGUUGAGGUGUCUACGAUAAAAUCUCAGAGGUCGUCAAAGGAGCCGGUCCGACCCAGCAGUGGAGGUUUGAAGCAGAGCGAAUCCACCAAAGAUGAUGAGGAAUCAGCACCAGUGAGGAAGGUUAGAACUUUGCGGAAUCGGAACACGGCCAAGAAGCCUCCUAAUUUAUCUGAAUCCACCUGCGAGGGGUUUAAGGUGCCCGAACUGUGCUUUGGUCAGACAACACGGUCCAGUCAAAGGCUCCUACGGAAGACGGAGGAAAAAAGAACUUAUGUCGUUUCAGAAAAUCAAACUGAAUCUGAAAAGACUUCAACACGGAGUUCUGCAAACCAGAUAAACAGCACCGGGAGGCCGUUGAGAAGUAGGCGGGCCGUCACAAGCAGUCCUGAAUCUCCUCCUGAUGCAGAUCAAACAUCGAACCAUUUGUCAACCGAUGAUGAUGAGUUUCCUAUCAGGAGAAAACAAGGCGUGAACAGUAGGAAAGGCAUGAAGGUUUCUAACACAUCCCAGCCGGAUCGCGGGUCUUCGUCAAGUCAGCCAUCAGAGUCUUUUAAGGAGAGCAGGAAGGGACUGAGAGCGGGAGGUGGCAGAACAAAGCUGCGUGACGAAGAACCAAAACACAGGGAGCGCAGACAAACCAAACCAUCCCCACAGCUCAACAAGAGACGCCUCGCAAAGAAGAGCAGCGCCGUCGUUCUGGAAGAGGACGAUGAAUGGACCGAGGAGGAGCUCCUGAAGCUGGAAGAGGCUGUGUCCUACUAUCAAAAACACGUAACGGGCUACUGGACAAAGGUAGCACUGAUGGUAGGAACACGAUCAGCAGAAGAGUGCCACAGGCAGCACACAUCACAGGGGACAUCUCAGAGUCCGAAAAGAACGGAGAAACACGCAAAGAAAAAGGUGGAAGCAUCAAAACCUCCUGUGUUGGAGCGGCCGGUCAUAUCUGCUCGGUUGGGGACGUUGAAGAGGAAGCAGCAGGUGCGUCAGUUCCUAGAAGCUCUGCCCAAAGAGGACGUUGAUGAUGCUUUCAGCUCCACGUACAUGCAGAACAAACGCUUGGAGAUUCCCUCCAUGUGUCCGAGUGAGGAACAGGACUUUGAGCUGUCAGACUUUGAACCUCAGACCCCGAUGUCUUCGCGUUUCCCUGAAGUGAAGACGCCUCAGUGUUUGCAUAUCACGCCCGGCAUGAUCGGCUCUCUGGACACAAAUCAUGAUGACAAGUUUGUCUAUCAGCUGCAGAAGAGGAUUAAAAAGAAUCGGUUUAAUGUUUGCAAAACAUCACAUUCUUCAAAGAGGUUCACACCAACACCAUCAGUAAAAAAAGCCGUCCGCAGAUGUGGUAAUACAGAAUAUGAUACAUUUUUCAUUCGGGAGAUGUUCCCAGAAAACAACGGAGAGCCGUCUGACAGUGAAGAGGAAGAAGACUUCUACUUUUCAGACCACUGACUGGAUUUAGAACUGAAAUGUCUUUUUCCCUGAUUUUAUUAUAUUUUAUUAUGAAAUUGUUCAUUUAAAUCAAAAUAGGAAGAACAGAUUGAAGAAAAAACGGUAAUUUUUUACUGUCUUUAAAUGGUUUCUAAAAAAUUAGACUAUUUCUUUUCUGUUGUGUAUAAAACGUGGCCAGUUACAGAAUUAAAAAGACUUCUUGGGUGACAUACUAGUGCUGCAAACUUUCAUUAAACCUUUUUUGUAAAUAUAUUUUUGUUUGGGGUAUUUUCUCAAUGAAAUGAUUAUCGUGGUUUUAUAAUAAACUUUUUGUUCUAUUUUUGUUUAA
Austrofundulus limnaeus is the source of this 3575-nucleotide messenger RNA. It is a transcript of the gene mis18bp1, whose product is annotated as MIS18 binding protein 1. Lineage: Eukaryota; Metazoa; Chordata; Actinopteri; Cyprinodontiformes; Rivulidae. The transcript is spliced from 16 exons. Gene Ontology annotation, cellular component: chromosome, centromeric region. The record is from RefSeq and is a predicted model, not a curated record. Bases 95 to 3247 code for a protein of 1050 amino acids.